GGCGGAGCGAGGCGGCGCUGCCACCAUGGGGGCCCAGUUGAGCACGUUGGGACAGGUCGCGCUCUCCCCGGUCUGGUUCCUCUAUAGUCUGCUCAUGAAGCUGUGCAACCGCUCCACCCCAGCCAUCACCCUUGAGAACCCGGACAUCAAGUAUCCACUGCGGCUUGUGGACAAGGAGAACAUCAACCAUGACACCCGGCGGUUCCGCUUUGCCCUGCCAUCCCCCCAGCACAUUCUGGGCUUGCCCAUUGGUCAGCACAUCUACCUCUCAACUCGAAUCGAUGGCAACCUGGUAGUCCGGCCCUACACGCCUGUCUCCAGCGAUGACGACAAAGGCUUUGUGGACCUGGUCAUCAAGGUUUACUUCAAAGACAGCCACCCCAAGUUUCCAGCUGGAGGGAAAAUGUCCCAGUACCUAGAAAACAUGAAGAUCGGAGACACCAUUGAGUUCCGGGGCCCCAAUGGGCUGCUGGUCUACCAGGGCAAAGGAAAGUUCGCCAUCCGCCCAGACAAGAAAUCCCCCCCUGUCAUCCACACGGCCAAGUCUGUGGGCAUGAUUGCAGGAGGAACAGGCAUCACCCCAAUGCUGCAGAUUAUCCGUGCCAUCUUGAAGGACCCGAACGACCACACCGUAUGCCACCUGCUCUUUGCCAACCAGACCGAGAAGGACAUCUUGCUAAGAAGCGAGAUCGAGGAGCUGAGGAACGAACAUUCCGCCCGCUUCAAGCUCUGGUACACGGUGGACAAAGCCCCAGAAGGCUGGGACUAUAGCCAGGGCUUUGUGAACGAGGAGAUGAUCCGAGACCACCUUCCAGCCCCGGAGGAAGAGCCCCUUGUGCUGAUGUGUGGCCCCCCUCCCAUGAUCCAGUACGCCUGUCUGCCCAACCUGGACCGUGUGGGCCACCCCAAGGAGCGCUGCUUCUCUUUCUGAAGGGUCGGG
This is a messenger RNA of Chrysochloris asiatica (Cape golden mole), 940 nucleotides long. RefSeq names its product NADH-cytochrome b5 reductase 3-like. NCBI's taxonomy places the organism in Eukaryota, Metazoa, Chordata, Mammalia, Afrosoricida, Chrysochloridae. The coding region runs from base 26 to 931 and encodes 301 amino acids. Gene Ontology annotation, cellular component: mitochondrion. Gene Ontology annotation, molecular function: FAD binding; oxidoreductase activity. The record is from RefSeq and is a predicted model, not a curated record. The transcript is spliced from 9 exons.